Magallana angulata is the source of this 1256-nucleotide messenger RNA. RefSeq lists its product as uncharacterized. The transcript has 2 exons. The record is from RefSeq and is a predicted model, not a curated record. Bases 9 to 863 code for a protein of 284 amino acids. Lineage: Eukaryota; Metazoa; Mollusca; Bivalvia; Ostreida; Ostreidae.
UUCAAAACAUGCUUACCCGUGGACAUCUUUGGAUCGGGCUGACAGCUGUGCUUAGACUACCGGCGUUUUUUAUUUUGGAGAAAUGGUUUCUGUCCACUCCAGGAGACGUUUGGUACGAAGUGCUCGCAUCAACAAUAGGUCUCUUUCUAACCAUAUCUUUGACAUGUCUGCGCCAGGACAACCUCUUUGAGUUGUACAGAAAUCUACUGUCUCUCCUUCUUCUAACAAUAGCUUAUUUCUACUCACAACGUAUUUUGGACGACACGAUAUCAAGUGAAAACAAAAUCAAUGCCAUAGCAUUAUUCGGGACCUUCCUUAUGACAAGUAUAUUCGGCCUGCUCGCAAACUAUAUAUCCAUAGGCACAGAGUUCAAGGUUUUCAUGACUUUCAGCCUUCCAGUAAUACUUACUUGUGAAUAUCUAAGACUGCCUGGAUCAGUUAUUCAAUACGUCCAGUGCUUUUCAGAUGGACUUUUGUAUUGUUUCUUAGUGUAUCAUACAUUAAGAGUACUGAUUUCCGCUGUCAACAACUUGGUUAGGGAGAUUAAGACGACUUCUGUGAUGAAUAUUUUCGGAGUUUACCUCGAUGUGAAGUCUUUAGUCGAUUCCUUAUUUGUUCAACAACAACUGAUGCUAUUUUGGCUGACUUCAUUUUCCUACAAUGCGUUGUAUUACGCGAUGCAGUCUGCUGAGACAAACCUCUUCCAGGUGGACUGGGGGACAAUUUUAUCUCUCUGUGUCAGUAAUUGCUGCAAGACUUAUGUAGGUCUCAUAGCGACGAGUGUUGCAGCGGCAUAUGCUUCCUGUUUUGUGAGAUCUCUGCUCAUCUUUGUGAUAACAGAUGUGAUAACAGAUGUUAUGUAAUCUUGAUAAUCUAUACUUAUAAAUUAAGACAUUUUGCUAAUAAAUUACGAACUGCCUGCACCAGAGUAACUGCUUACACCUUUGAAAUUUCAACACGUGUGAGAUGAUGUCCGUAAGCUUUAACUGAAUUUUACAUGAUAAGUAUUUAUUAUGAAAUUAUCAAAAACCUACUUUCAUUUUCGAUAUUAUAGCCUGAAAUAGCAAAAAUGAGAGUAAGGUGGUGGAUACGCAUUGGCGGAUCUAAGUCAGUGGGUGUUUGCAUCAAAAUAUAUACUUGCAGUGAAAUGAUAUUGAAUUACUACGUAAGAAAGAAUAAAUAUACCGGGAAUAUAUUUACCGGUAAUUUUUAUAUAAUACGACAUUUGACAUAUGUUGAAUAAAUAAUCAAAAUGA